Sapajus apella (tufted capuchin) is the source of this 10245-nucleotide messenger RNA. It is a transcript of the gene FAM110B, whose product is annotated as family with sequence similarity 110 member B. Bases 7694 to 8806 code for a protein of 370 amino acids. The record is from RefSeq and is a predicted model, not a curated record. The transcript has 3 exons. NCBI's taxonomy places the organism in Eukaryota, Metazoa, Chordata, Mammalia, Primates, Cebidae.
AGGAAAUCAUGAGUUAACUGGCUAAAAUAAAAAGCUCUCUUUUUAAGCAGCUUUAAUUAGGUAAAAGUCAAUGCUUAAUAGUCUGUAAAAGCAUUAUUUUAAAAACUAGUGAAAUGGAAUUAAUUGUGAGCUGACAGUCUAAGUUGGUUUGGUAUAGGUCUCUGCAAUUAUGAUGGUUAUUGCCACCUUUAUUAAGGGAGGCGGGGUAGCAUGGGGCCUGAUGUGGGGUUCAGAGCACACUUGAAUUCCAUUCCCUUAACUGCUCACAGCAGUGCUGUGUGCAUCAACAGUCAUCAGAGCUGCAGCAGGUGUCAGCAAAGCGACACAUAACCACACUCUCUCUUCCUACUGUGUUGUUGCUCUUCAGUGAGGAAGUUUAGUAUUAAUAGUAGGAUGAGGAUUUAAGCAUCUUGAGGGCAGGAAGUUUUGUCUGUUUCUUGACCGCUCUACCCCCAGGGCCUGGCACCCAGUGAUGGUUCGUAAGUGGUCAAUAAAUGGAUUGAACUGUUUUCUGACCUGACUGCAUGCACACUCUGUGUACUCAUGAGGCGUAGGUCUGUUUCUGUGAAUAGCUUUGCUGUAUGUGGUGUCUUUCAAUGACUUGGACUUCUUUUAUAUUGUACUUAUUUUUAUUUUAUAUUGUUACCUUAAGGCCAGUUAGCCACCCAAGUUUCAUCUAAUAGGCAUGCUUGGUAGUUGAUUAUAUAAGUUAAAGUUUUAUCUAUUGGUUAAAAUUCACAGGUCAUCAGCCAUCUGUGAAAACCACUGUAGUAUGAACCACAGACCAAGGAGGAUUUUUAUCUUAUGAAAAACAAAGAAAUUAUAUUAAUAUCCUAAUACAAGAAGGCAGACAUUCCUUUAAAGAGAAUGUCUUAGUUUGCUCAGGUUGCUAUAACAAAAUACCUUAGGCUAAGUAAUUUGUAAACAACAGAAAUUGAUUGCUCACAGUUUUGGAGUCUUAAGGUCAAGGCCCCAGCAGAGUUGGUGUACAGUGAGGGCUCCCACCCCAUAGAUGGUAGCUUCACAUGGCAGAAGGGACAAGGCAGCUCUCUAGGGCUCUUUUCUAAGAGCCUGAUCAAAGACACUGAUCUCAUUCAUGAGGGUGCAGCCUUUUUGACCUAAUUGCCUCCCGAGGGCCCCACGUUCCAAUACCAUCACCUUGCUGAUUAGGUGAAUUUUUAUUUUUUCUGCUGUGAUCUUUUUGUUAACAUAAGAAUCAUUUCAGUAACAUAAAAUAUGAUAUUAAUUAAGGAUGGUGGUGGCCAAGUUAGCAUAAUUGUAUUAGCUCUAAUUAGCUAUAAUUGAAUUUUUAUAUUUUAUGCAAUUAAAUUGUCAAAACCAACCCUUACGAUCUAUAUUAGUACACAACUAUAGACUUUAAAAGUGUUAGUAAUUCAGUCUUCAAGGACUCCUGGCUUCUCAGAAAUCCUUUGUACAUUGUUUUUGUCAUUCUGAAGAGUGCCCAUUUCACAGAUGAGGAAACUAAGGCACAGAGAGGUUGUCUGGGGCCCAGGAGUUAACUAUCAAAUGUAACUCAAAACUCAUGAUUCCAUGUAUUGUGUCCUUUCUAGUCUAUAGUACUGUGUACACCAAGAAUCUUAAUUAAAUACAACAUACCCAUCCAUUAGCAAACCUGAGAUAACGAGAAAGCCUUAGCACCACUUACAUGUACAUAGGUAAAUAAUCUCUUCCUUGCUGGGGCAACCUUUGGAACUCCCUUAGAGCAAGUAUCUAAGAAGAAAAUCAACGUAUCCCCCUUACCCUAGGUAAAACAGCAUUUCUUAAUUUUCAACUUGUGUUGUCUGCUCCUGCUCUCACUUAUUUUGUAAGAAGAGUCAUUGAUGUCAAGUCAGGCCGCCAUAAUAGCCAGUUUUAAUUACCACAUCUCCAGUCUUACACUAGACCUUGCUAUUCUCUGUGAUGUUACACUUUACUGUAGUGACUGUAGCUCAGUUGAAUGUGCAGUGUUUGGUGGUUUUACAAAUGUUGGAGAGAAUUUUUACUAUAGGACAGAGGGUAAUAAGGUUUUAUGUGUUGGGCUGAGGAGCCUAUUGUAUAUUUGGCAGCUUUCUAGAGCUGAUGUUGACAGCCAUAAUGUUAACACAUUUUCAAAGCAAAGAAAGUUGGAUGCAAGCGUUAUGAAGAGAAAAUUUGGUGAUGGUAGGGUGGCAUUUCCAAAUGAUAUUGAAAAUAGUAUUCUGGGAGUGAAUUUGAUUAGAUAGAAAAUACAAAGUCAGUAGACAGCUUUCCUAUGAGAACAGUGAAGACUCAUUAAUUAAUAAGAAUGAGAUAUUCUGCUUUUUUUGGAAGCAGUGACAUGAGCAUUCUGCAGGAUUUCAAAUAGUUAGAUAAUUAUUACACCUUGGUCCAGGAGUCUCAGCCUGUCUGCAGAGAAGAAGUAAAUAUUAAGUACCUGAAGCCUUUGCUCUGAGGUCUCUGUUGGGGCAGGAUGUUUGUAGUAAGGUGUGGGACUAGGGGAUGCGUUCAUAAACUAUAGGGAUAUGUGGACUAUGCCUGGAAGCUGUCAUUUUUGUUUCCUCCAGAAGUUCCAGAGUAGAAGGAAGCAUCAUAGUCUCCGCCCAUCACCUCAGUGGCAUCCCUGAACCACAUCUGGGCUGCAGUUCCAGCAACUGACCAGACACUGUACCUCACCAAAUUGUAAUUCAUCUUCCUUUCUCUCUCUCCCUCUCUCUCUCUGACUUAUAUCAAUCAAGUCAUGGUACUUAGUAAAGAUUUGAAGAGGGAAUUUCCUAUUAAGUAGGAAUAGUAAUAGAGGAAUUCUAUCUGUACAGUUUAUACUUGUUUUGGUAAAUUACUGAUCUCUUGUAAAACUUGAGAGCUUUUUUUUUCUGGGCUAUUCAAUGUGCAUGAUGAAUAUUGAUAUCUUAGUGUGCUUGGAGACCAGUUUGAGAAUACUGAAAAAAAAUUUCAAUGUCACAGUAGAAUUUAAUUUAAACUUUAGCAUCUUCAUCUUAACUCUCUUUCAAUUUCUCCAGAACAGUUGUUCGCAUAAAAGCUUAAUGAUUCACAUCUGAAGGUUAUGUAUGUACUGAGGAAAUUCAAUGUCGAUUCUAAAUAUUUCUUAGUCAUCCUUAAACCCAGCUUGAAGCUCUAGGGUGCUUCAGUGUAGUUCAUUAUUAUAGAAGUAAAUCAUCAGUGAAUUGUUUGGCAAACAACAGUUUGUAGUGGCUUUUCUCCAACUUAGCCUCUUUCAGAAGUGUCUGCAUUUUCAGGAAGAUUAUCUGUUCAUAUUUUGAGGGUAAAAACAGCAUUGAAAAUACUUUCAGUGCAGAUUUGGUGGGACUGUUAUGGUGGUGCUGUUUUUUUAUUUUAAAAAGGAAUAUUAAUACUGAUCUCACCAUUAUACUUCUUGGAAUUCUUUACCCUGCUGACACCUGACAUCCUUGCCUCUGUGGGGGAGUUCCCCAUUAUUUGGGUUCCUUCAGGCCCCAACCCUCCUGUCCCUUCUGCCUCCCCUCCUCCAAGGCAUUGGUGUCCUUCUCUCUUGAUCACCCUCCCCCUUCUUUCCCCCUGCCCUCCUUUCCUUUCCAGUUGUGAUGAAAAACAUCAUACAAAAUUUACCAUCUUAAUCAUUUCUAAGUAUAUAGUUCUCAGGGAUGUUUUGUUAUUGUUUUAUAUUAUGAAGUUUUCAUUUUAAAAUUUUCAUGUGUUUAUUAGCUGCAUCUCUACAGCCAAGAUCUAACCUACUUCAGGCUCAGGCCACAUGUUACCUUCUCCCUGCAUUCAAUCAAUGCAUUCAUUAUGUGCCUGUUAUUUCCAAGCACUGUGUUUUGCAUUCCUGACUUUGUUUAGCACACAGCAGAUGUUAAACAUCUGAUCACUGAGUUUAAGAAAUUUUUCUUUAGGAAUGAUUUUUCAGUGGUAGAAUUUGAAAACAGCUUGUGUGAGUAGUCAUAGCUCAUCCUUUUAAAAAUAAAUGCCAAAUAAGAAAUGGGUUAUUGUGGGGAAGUCUCUCACUUAAGAAAAAUCAUUGUAGAGUAAUACCAACUGAGAUUUUCAUUUCCUCUCAGCAGAACUGGUAGGAUAGAUACUGUGUGUGCAUGUGUGUUUUCUUAAACAAUAAUGUUGAUUAUUUUCUUCUUUAAUUACUCUGCCAUCUCAAGAAUACAUUUUUGUCAUUUUAGAUUGCUGGCUCAGGAAUGAAAGGUUGUGUGUAUUUGGUUUCAGUCCUGAAAGCUCAUAUACUAUGUUUCUGGGGAGUAAGCUUGGUUUAAUAUAACUUUCCAUUUGGGGGAUUUUAGAAGUUAGUGCAUAAAAUAGUGUUCCCUUUGCAUGGAUGGAUGAAAUUUUGUGGUGUUCAAGCUGUUGUAUUAAAGAUGUGAAAGCCUAAUUGUAACAGAUUAAAAACUGUCAACCAUCUUUCAUAUUUAAGCAGGUUACAAUGGAUAGAAAUAUUCCUUGAAAACCUAGUUUUCAUUUUUCUUUCUUCUUUUUUUUAAUGUAGUUGCUUAGGGUCCUUAGAUGCACAGCAAAUGUCAGAACUGCCCUAAUUAGGUCAGAUGUUUCACAUUAGCUUGUAACAGUUGUGGAUGGAUGGCUGGAUGGAUGCACAGUGGAUGGAUUGAUGGAGGACAGACACUUUAAUUGACCCCUUGCCACUGUCACACCACACAUAUAUAACUCCCUGGCUAUGCUGAAUCUUAAAGAUUGCACAUACCACUAGUAUUGUGCUGACUGAAAUUGCUUGUUUCAUUUCCUAACAGAUUGUUUCUGUCUUUCUUAAUAGCCUGUGAAUAUCUGCAGAACAAGGUCUGACUUACCUGUUUUGUUAUUGCCUAGCAUGGAGUAGACAUAGAACAAGUGACUGUAAAUUGAAAUCACAGCAUGAUGGCUUAUGAAAGCAAAAUCAGAUGCAGAAUAUUUGUAUAUAUUUUUUCAGAAGUUUUUAGUAGUUAACGCUCACUCUUAAGUAAAGUGAUGGGAAAAACAUCCUCUAAUAUUUACUUUUUCUUGUAAUAAUGUAUGGAUGGCAUAUUUUUAUUAGCAUUCCCUGCAUUAUUCAGUAAGCAUUUACAGAGGAUCCUGUAUACAGCAGAUAAUCAAUUAAUAUUUUGAUGAAUAAAAGAUGAACACUUUUCCUAAUAUAUCUCAUAGAAAUGUAAAUAAAUUAUAUCGUUGAUAUUCCUGUCAUUGAUAACAUUAAUAAAAUCUUAUGGAAGGACCAAUUUCUAUUUUAACAUUUCUGAGAAAGAUGGUAUAUGCAUGACAGUCUUUAAAAUAGUCACUCUCAUUAAGGAUUUGUAUAUUCUGCUUGUUCCCAGAUAACGUGGUCUUGUGGGGAGGAUACAAUAUUCCUCAGCAACCUCUUAUAAUUUUCUUUCUUUUUAACAAGUCAGUUCCAUCUUCACACCUGUGAGUUCAGGUGAUAGUGCCAUGAGAUACUUUUAGGUUGUUAUUUUUUGCCUGAACAGACAGAGACUAGGCUUAGAGGAAAGGAUAUCAGUUUUUUAUUGCUGCAUAACAGGUUUCCACAGACAGCACCCAUUUCUUAGGUUGGAGGCUCCAAGUCUUCCGUGGCUCACCCGGGUUCUCUGUCAGGGUCUCCAGCAUGAAGAGUUGGCUAGACAGCCAUCUCAAGUAAGGCUGUGGGGAAGAAUCUGCUCCUAAGCUUAUUCAGGUUGUCAGCAGGGCUGAGACCCCUGUUCCCUGGCUGCAGGCUGAGGACUGAAGUUUCUAGAAGCUUCAAAAGCCUGUUGCAUUUGUUGGCUAUGGGCCUUCUCAGGAACAUUGCAGCCAGCAGCAGGAUCCCUCAUCAAAUUCCCAUCAGGCUUCAAAUCUCUUUGGAUUCUUUUCUGUGACCAGCCAAAGGAAACUCUUUUAAAGGGCUCAUGAAAUUAGGCCAGGCCUGUCCAGAUAAUCUCCCUAUUUUGAGGUCACUGUGUCACAUACCUGCUAAUCAUGGGAGUCAAAUCCAUGAUAUUUACUAUCCCAGGGAUUACGCACAGGGCAUACACCAGGGGGUGUGAAGUCCUGGGUCCUCUUUGAAUUCUGCCUCCACGGAAAGGUCAGUUAAGAUGCUUGGAAAAUGCCACCAAAUUUACCCCAGCGUUUAUACUGCUUCUACUUUAAGAUGCUGAAGACUGUGCUCUAUGAGCACUCUUCUUGUUUAAUCUUACUAUGUUUUUAUGGAAAAGGGAGGCAGCUCUGCCAUUGGCAUACAGAGAUGUUCUUAAUUUACAGUCAGUAGGGUUGAGGGUUUGAUGCUUACGAUUUACAUCCAUUGACCUGUAUUCUUUCAGGCAAUCACUCCCGGGCCAGUGGUGCCCAGAUGAGGACUGCAGUCAGGUGAGCAGUGUCAGGCUUGCAAUGAACAUAGAAACCAAACUGGCCCUUGUUAAGGGCUUGACCUAAGUUAGGAACUUGACAAGCCAGGCCACAGGGAGCUGCGCUGAGUUCAAGACCAGAGGAGCGACUUGUCAAAAUCACUGUUUUGGGCAGAUUAACCUCAAAGCUGUGUGGAUGGUAAGAGGAGAGAAGCCAGAAGCAGAAACCAGCCAGGAAUUCAGAAGUGAAUGCUCAUUUAUCAGUGAUAAGGGAGAUUUAGAAAUGUAUUGUGUUGCUUGAAUUGCUACUAUCAAUGGUAGUAGUGCUGGGAAAAUGAAAAAGACUGGGGAAAUAUAAGCAAGGUAUAAGAGAAAAUCCGGCUGCUUGUUAGGACUCGUGAGCACCUGGGUAGCCUUUGUUUACUUUUCGAAGAUACCAUGUGCUUGUGACUUUCAGGGUGCAUUGUAAAUCAUUAAUUUGUAUAUGGGACUUGCAAAUAUAUAACAUAUUUGGCAUUUCAAAUGGUAAAAAGCACUAUGGAAGAAGAUAAAGCAGAAGUGGGGAUAGGUGUAGAUUAGUAUUAAGUGCAUAUCCAUUUGGGGCUGUUAAAAAUCACCUAAAAUAAGUUGUUAACCAGAGGCACAUGGGUUGGAAUGGAUACCAAAUGUGUAUUUUACAUGGAGUUAUAUUUCACAUUUAUGGCAUUUGGCCUUGCACUCUCCCCUACCUCCUGCAAAAAGCAACAUUUGUUUAAAUGAGGUGGAUAAUGGAUCUGUAACAUUUAUUACUGUGGUGAUAGGAUAUUCAUUGCUUCUGAAUACUUCUCUCUGUUUGAGUCAUUAACCUAAUCACAUAUUCUAAUUUUCUUAGAGGCAGUAUUCAAAGGCAGUUUGGCUUUUACUUCCUUUUCCUUCCACUGUUUGACACAGGAAUUUAAAAAAAAAUAGGAAUCAUCUGUGAGUCUGGACAGUGGACAGGGAACACAUCUGUUUCAUCAAUUUCCUGCUGCAGAGAGCAUUUUAAGAAAGGACAGUGUUCCUGUGACCUCAGCCUACCAUCCAUAAAAUACUCAUUCCCCUUUCAGCUCUGCCUGCAGUUGAACACAAAGACCUGGAGGAGACUCCCACCUCCUUCAGGGAGAAGAAAGGAGGCAACGAAGCAGAUUAAAGGAACUUGUGGCUUGUGGCCUUUUUGUCCAAGGGCUGCCUGGAAGGAGAGGAAAGUGUGUGAAAGGCGCCGCGGCGGUUAAUGAGCUGUGAGAUGAGGCGUUGCUGCGGCCGCCGCUGCUGACACUCGCUCCCAGGCUGCACCCGCCGCCCGCGUUGCUUCAUGUACAUGUGUCUAUUCAGGCCGUGCGGAGGCGCCCAGAAGAACAUCCAACACGGCUGCCGGGGAAAGACCGCCCACCAUGCCCACGGAGACCCUACAGACAGGUAGCAUGGUGAAGCCGGUCAGCCCCGCGGGCACCUUCACCUCGGCCGUGCCCCUGCGCAUCCUCAACAAGGGGCCAGAGUACUUCCGCAGGCAGGCCGAGCCCAACCCCAAGAGGCUCAGCGCCGUGGAGAGGCUGGAGGCCGACAAGGCCAAGUACGUCAAGAGCCAGGAGGUGAUCAACGCCAAGCAGGAACCGGUGAAGCCCGCCGUGCUGGCCAAGCCCCCGGUGUGCCCGGCUGCCAAGCGCGCGCUGGGCAGCCCCACGCUCAAAGUGUUCGGCAACCAUGCCAAGACCGAGAGCGGCGUGCAGAGGGAGAACCUCAAGCUGGAGAUUCUGAAGAACAUCAUCAAUAGCUCCGAGGGCUCCAGCUCAGGCUCAGGGCACAAGCACAGCUCCCGCAACUGGCCGCCCCACCGCUCGGAAGCUACUGACCUGCACCGGCACUCCUUCGCGGAGUCCCUGAAGGUCUACCCGACGCAGGGCCGCGGCAGCCCGCAGGAGGGCGGCUCCCACGUGAGCAGGAGACUGCUGGAGCAGUCGGCCGAGUCCUUCCUCCAUGUGUCCCACAGCUCCUCGGACAUCCGCAAGGUGACCAGCGUGAAGCCCCUCAAGGCCAUCCCCUGCAGUAGCUCUGCCCCUCCUCUGCCUCCCAAGCCCAAAAUCGCAGCCAUCGCCUCCAUGAAGUCCCCCGAGGCCGAUCCUGUGGAACCAGCUUGUGGAGUCAGCCGGAGACCCUCCCUCCAGCGGUCUAAGUCAGACUUGAGUGACAGAUAUUUCCGAGUGGACGCAGACGUGGAGAGGUUCUUCAACUACUGUGGGCUGGACCCGGAAGAGCUGGAAAACCUGGGCAUGGAAAACUUUGCAAGGGCUAAUUCUGACAUAAUAUCCCUCAACUUCCGCAGCGCAAGCAUGAUCAGCUCAGACUGUGAACAGUCUCAGGACAGUAACAGUGACCUUAGAAAUGAUGACAGUGCCAAUGACCGCGUGCCGUAUGGCAUUUCUGCCAUCGAGAGAAAUGCUAGAAUCAUCAAGUGGUUAUAUAGCAUCAAACAAGCUAGAGAGUCACAGAAGGUCUCCCACGUGUAAGACAGUGCGUGGAAAGGAGGGAGGGUGGGUCUCUGUGCUUAUGCAGUCGUGAAGGUUGUGAGGUCUCCUUGAAGUGUUGUGAGCUUCUUCACUCUUUGUGUUGCUUGUUGUGCAAUGUUUUCAAGUUGCAUGCCUGUCAACAUGGGGACUGACCUGGCUUCCACGUCACCAUCGCUGCAGAGCCUGGCUGAACAUGCAUCAUCUGCCAAAAGUUUCAGGCCAGAAUCUGAUUAGGGCUUUGCUCCUAAGCAAAACUGUUUACAUGAAAAUGGUAUACAACUUCUUCGAUAUUUAUGUGGUUCUUGUGUUUUUAUAUCCCGCGCUAUUGUGUCUUAAUUAAAAGUUUUAUCAACUGGCUUUUAAGUUGAGAGCAGGAUCUUUUUGAAAUAAAAAGCCACUUUGCCUACAUGUAAGACUAUUCCCGUGGGACAGUGAUUGGGAUCUGCUGUCAAACAGAUAGUGACUGACCGAACAUAGAACCAGGCUGGGUUUUCUGUGGAAUAAAGUGGUGAGCCUGACAUUAAUCAUUUACAUGUUGAAAUUCUCUUUCCACUUAGUGAAGCAGUCGUUUGGGUAACAAUGCUACGUUUUGUGUCUGAUUCAGUGUGUAAAUGUUGGUGGUUCUGUGUAAUACCCCAAGGAAAGAUGAUCAGAUACAAUGAAGGAUGGGUAAAUCUAGGAGGUUGGAUGUUUGGGGGUUUUGUUGAUGUUCUGAUUUGGGAUAAUUCAGAAAUUUUUAAUAUUGUCUUUUGACAGAAUGGCCACCCUGAAACAGAUACUGAAUGCCUUUAAAAAAAAGUUAUGGUUUUUUUGUGGGUUUUUUUGUUUGUUUGUUUGUUUUGUUUUGUUUUGGUCAAGAACUACUAAUUUGAUGCUGUUUCUUUCCCUCUCCCUUUGUUGUUGUUUGAUUUGGAGGAAGGGAGUGGGGCUUGUGCAGGUUCGCACAGAAAUGGAAAUAUCAGCCAUAUCAGUAGAGCCUCCCAUUCAAAAGUGAAUGCACUUGGUAGCUAAACUAUAUCUGAGCAGCGUGAUUCUGUUGUCUUGUAUAUGUUAUUCUCUCAGGCUGUGGGUCUUUGUUACAGCUCUAGGAAACUGUAGAAACACAAUGCUAUGUAGCUUUUCCACCCCGUAGUCUCUAGUGCUGCCCAUCAACUUGUCCCCUUUUUUCCCCAAUAACCUGUCUUCCAAGUGGUACUCUUAGCUAUCACUCAGCUGACACCAAGAUGUGGUGGCUGAGAGGGAAACCUACAAGUGGUUUGCCUCAUUGCUUUUGCUAUGUCUGAAGUUCUCAGCAGCACUACGUUAGACUUCAUCAGCUAAUAGGAAACUUUUUAUGGUGUAAAUGCUGUAAGACUUUGUACAUACUUCAGUUGUUACGAAAUCUUUAAAGAAAAAAAUGAAAAAGUUACGCUAAUAAAUUGCUCUGGUGCAGGCACUAA